UCACAUGCGACUCCAUUGGGCACCGUCCCGUCCCCGCCGGCAUCUCCUCGACCCUACUGUGCGACCCAGCUCCCCCUCAUAAAGUCGUCAAGCUCGUCGCCUCCAAAAAGUUUUUACCUUUCGUCCCCGCCCGUGCCCUCCUCGCUAUGCUGGCCGCCCCCACCUCCCCCCUCCUCCCGCGUCGCUAUGAGCCUGUAGCGUAGCAGCAGCCGUAAAACCAUGGGCAGGUCAAGAGGCAGCACGGACGCGAGUGCCGGCGACGUGAGGUCGUUCCCGUCGCCGGCUUCGUCCUCGGCGUCCUCGUCGGAGUUCGAAUUCACGGUCACACUGUCGCCGGCGUCCAAGCAGCGGUCGGCGGCGCAGCUGUGCCCCGCAGACGAACUCUUCUACAAGGGCCAGCUCCUGCCGCUGCAGCUGUCGCCGCGCAUCUCCAUGGUGCGCACGCUGCUGCUGUCGUCGGCGUCCACGUCCUCCGCCUCCGCGUCCGACUCCACCUCCACCUCCAACUCCUCCCGCGACUCCAACGGAAGCACCUCCUCGUCGUUCUCCGCCGACUGCGCCGCGCUCCUGCUCCCGGACUCCGCCGCAUCCUCGUCCCGCCCCAGCUCUGCCACCGAGGACGACCGACACCUUAACAUGCUGCCGACCUCCGCCUCGUUCGCCGGACUGCCGCCAGCCAAGCGCACGGGGAAGCAGUACCUCUCGUCCUUCGCCACCCGCUUCUCCUCCGUCUUCCACCGCGGCGGCGCACCCGCUGCGAAGAAGCCGUCCAGGUCGCUCGCCAAGGAGGUGAUCAAGAAGUACGCCAAGAAAGUGAAACCGCUGUACGAGAAACUGUCCCAGAUCCCCAAGAACCAUACCAACGGCAACAGCGGCAACAGCCAGCCACAGCCGCCGGCUCAGCAGCAGCAGGGGUUCAAGAAGCCGUUCACCUUCUCGAUCCGGAAGAAGCGGGGCGAUGACGACCACGCUGCCGCGGCGGCGGCGGUGGCGGCGGAGAUCGGCGGCAAGUACGCGCACUCCAACUCCUUCUCCGGGAACCUCCGGUUCCCGCAGCAGAAGCGGUGCGCGGCGAGCUGCCCGUCAUCGAUGCGUUCGUCACCGAGCCACUCGGGGCUGCUCACCUUCAGCGGGGCCGGCGGCGUCGGCUUCCCCGACGUGCCGGCCGCGGUGAGCUCCAUUGGCGUCGGGCCGGUGUCGCUGUCCACGGCGUCGUCGAUUGAGGAGCUCCAGAGCGCCAUCGAGGGCGCCAUCGCGCACUGCAAGAACACGAUGGGCGGCGCUUUGCUGGCGUCCCCGCGCAAGGCGGCGGCCACGGACGAGACCUGCGCGUUCUGAGCGCGAGCACACCAGGAUUCGAGCGGGGUGCUAAGCCUGUUUAAUCGGUGUCGGUGGUACUUAUCUGUUAAUUUUAAUUUUGCUCGUCUUCUUUCGGUAAGACUUUAUGAUGAUGGUGGUAAAUAAGGGUAGUUCGAAGGGUUAAAAUGAUAAUCGGUGCCUUUGAAUUUCUCCUUUUUCAGCGUAUGGAAUUUGCAUUGGUGCCCUCCAAAAUUUGCCACUAAUUUGCAUCUACUCCACCCAACAAAAGAAAUGUUCAAUUUUGCUGGGUCAAUCUGAAUCAAAAAGUCAUACAAGACCCUCAGAUUUGAUGCUUUCAAUGCAAACAUUUACACUACAAUUCUGAAAGGUUCAUAUGCAUGAAAACAAAUGCUAUGAAUGACUGCAUCUGAAGGAUCAUCAAUUUGGCUGUCACAUGCACAAUUCCAAGCUAAAAUUUGCCUCUUAGAAAUAUCAAAAACAGGUGGUGGAGUACUCUCACACUACAUGUUUUGAAAAGUGGAAUAUAAAUUGAACUUCCCAACUUGAUGCUGGAGGGUGUUGAUGCAAAUUUCAUUUCCUGGAAAGGGGUUGCCAAAACUCCUUAGUUAAUUAUUAGAUGGAGGUUUUGGACUCUUAUUUGGCCGUCUGAUGGAGCUACUGGUAUCAAUUUUUGUUGCGAUUUUGUCCCUAGACCAACUGUUUAUGAAGCUAAUCCUAAUAUAAUUUGGCUUUUAAUCUGUACUUCCAUGAUUGCUCUAAAAAGUCUUGUUGUCCA
Phragmites australis (common reed) is the source of this 2095-nucleotide messenger RNA. Its product is annotated as probable membrane-associated kinase regulator 1. Lineage: Eukaryota; Viridiplantae; Streptophyta; Magnoliopsida; Poales; Poaceae. The coding region runs from base 220 to 1338 and encodes 372 amino acids. The record is from RefSeq and is a predicted model, not a curated record. Gene Ontology annotation, cellular component: plasma membrane. The transcript has a single exon. Gene Ontology annotation, molecular function: kinase inhibitor activity.